Messenger RNA from Phyllostomus discolor (pale spear-nosed bat), 5655 nucleotides. It is a transcript of the gene MAN2A2, whose product is annotated as mannosidase alpha class 2A member 2. Gene Ontology annotation, molecular function: carbohydrate binding; alpha-mannosidase activity. Bases 456 to 3971 code for a protein of 1171 amino acids. NCBI's taxonomy places the organism in Eukaryota, Metazoa, Chordata, Mammalia, Chiroptera, Phyllostomidae. Gene Ontology annotation, biological process: N-glycan processing; mannose metabolic process; protein deglycosylation. The transcript has 23 exons. Gene Ontology annotation, cellular component: Golgi membrane. The record is from RefSeq and is a predicted model, not a curated record.
CCCACUGCGGAGUCAGAACUAACGAGGAGGAGACAGAGAACUCGGUCCAUGUUAGACACAUAAGCUGCCGUUUUUUGAACUCGUUCUGGAUUUCCUAAUGAGAGAAGGGCUGUGCCAGGCACGGCUUCUGCCCAGUGCCAGUCUGCACCUACCGCGCAGGGAGAAAGGCUUUCCCGUCUGUCUCUCUGGGCUUCGCUUAUACCUGUUCAAUCAACACAGAUAGCAGUUUAUUCCCCGGGAACUGGGACCACGUGGUCAAGGAGCCUGGACAGCCGCCUCCUUCGCUGGGUGGAAUCUUUCUUACAGAUGAGCCCUUUGGGAAGCUGGUUCUAAUCAGGAGGUUGGUUGUGUGGUGGCCUCUGGAGCCAGACCUGGGAAGCCUGUCAUCCUGUCCUGCUUUUCCUAGCGCCAGCCGGGGGUGAGCUGCUCUCGGGGUGAAGCGGGACCAGCCUCGGAUGCGUUACUUGUGCUUUCUGUGUCUCGGCCAAGAGAAGACCCAGGGGUCCGUGGAGGCCAGCAUGAAGCUGAAGAAGCAGGUGACCGUGUGUGGGGCGGCUGUCUUCUGCGUGGCGGUCUUCUCACUCUACCUCAUGCUGGACCGAGUGCAGCACGACCCUGCCCGGCACCAGAGUGGUGGGAACUUCCCCCGGAGCCAAAUUUCCGUGCUGCAGAACCGCAUCCAGCAGCUGGAGCAGCUGCUGGAGGAGAACCACGAGAUCAUCAGCCACAUCAAGGAGUCCGUGCUGGAGCUGACCGCCAACGCCGAGGGCCCACCCGCCCUGCUGCCCUACUACACGGCCAACGGCUCCUGGGUGGUGCCGCCGGAGCCCCGGCCCAGCUUCUUCUCCGUCUCCCCGCAAGACUGCCAGUUUGCCCUGGGGGGCCGGGGCCAGAAGCCAGAGCUGCAGAUGCUGACCGUGUCGGAGGAGCUGCCUUUCGACAACGUGGACGGCGGCGUGUGGAAGCAAGGCUUCGACAUCUCCUACGGCCCGCACGACUGGGACGCCGAGGACCUGCAGGUGUUCGUGGUGCCCCACUCUCACAACGACCCAGGCUGGAUCAAGACCUUCGACAAGUACUACUCCGAGCAGACCCAGCACAUCCUCAACAGCAUGGUGUCCAAGCUGCAGGAGGACCCGCGGCGGCGCUUCCUCUGGGCCGAGGUCUCCUUCUUCGCCAAGUGGUGGGACAACAUCAACGCCCAGAAGAGAGCAGCGGUCCGCAGGCUGGUGGGGAACGGGCAGCUGGAGAUCGUGACGGGAGGCUGGGUGAUGCCCGACGAGGCCAACUCCCACUACUUCGCGCUGAUCGACCAGCUCAUCGAAGGGCACCAGUGGCUGGAGAAAAACCUCGGUGCAGCCCCGCGCUCCGGCUGGGCGGUGGACCCCUUCGGGCAUAGCCCCACCAUGGCGUACCUGCUGCGCCGGGCCAACCUGACCAGCAUGCUGAUUCAGAGGGUGCACUACGCCAUCAAGAAGCACUUUGCCGCCACCCACAGCCUGGAGUUCAUGUGGAGGCAGACCUGGGACUCGGACUCCACCACGGACAUCUUCUGCCACAUGAUGCCCUUCUACAGCUACGACGUGCCCCACACCUGCGGCCCGGACCCCAAGAUCUGCUGCCAGUUCGACUUCAAGCGCUUGCCUGGCGGGCGCAUCAACUGCCCCUGGAAGGUGCCCCCCCGAGCCAUCACGGAGGCCAAUGUGGCCGAGAGGGCAGCCCUGCUCCUGGACCAGUACCGCAAGAAGUCCCGGCUCUUCCGGAGCAACGUCCUGCUGGUGCCGCUGGGCGACGACUUCCGCUACGACAAGCCCCAGGAGUGGGACGCCCAGUUCUUCAACUACCAGCGGCUCUUCGACUUCCUCAACAGCAAGCCCGACCUCCACGUGCAGGCCCAGUUUGGCACCCUCUCCGACUACUUUGACGCCUUGUACAAGAGGACGGGGGUGGAGCCAGGGGCCCAGCCCCCCGGGUUUCCUGUGCUGAGUGGAGAUUUCUUCUCCUACGCGGACCGGGAGGACCAUUACUGGACAGGCUAUUACACCUCCCGGCCGUUCUACAAGAGCUUGGACCGCGUCCUGGAAGCCCACCUGCGGGGGGCGGAGAUUCUGUACAGCCUGGCUGUGGCGCACGCCCGCCGCGCCGGACUGGCCAGCCAGUACCCGCUCUCGAACUUGGCCCUCCUGACGGAAGCUCGGCGCACCCUGGGGCUCUUCCAGCACCACGACGCCAUCACUGGCACCGCCAAGGAGGCCGUCGUGGCGGACUACGGCGUCAGGCUGCUGCGCUCCCUCGUCGGCCUGAAGCAGGUCAUCAUUAACGCAGCUCACUACCUGGUGCUGGGCGACAAGGAGACCUACCACUUCGACCCCGCGGCACCCUUCCUCCAGACGGAUGACAGCCGCCUGAAUCACGACGCCCUGCCCGAGCGCGCGGUGGUCCAGCUGGACGCGGCACCCAGGUACGUGGUGCUCUUCAACCCGCUGGAGCACGAGCGGCUCAGCCUGGCGUCCCUGCUGGUCAGCUCGCCCCACGUGCGCGUGUUUUCGGAGGAGGGUCAGCCGCUGGCGGUGCAGGUCAGCGCCCACUGGAGCUCCGCCACCGAAAUGGUCCCCGACGUCUACCAGGUGUCGGUGCCCAUCCGGCUGCCGGCGCUGGGCCUGGGCGUGUUGCAGCUGCAGUUGGGCCUGGACGGACACCGCACGCUGCCCUCCUCCACGCGCGUCCACCUGCACGGCCGGAGGCUGGCUGUCAGCCGGCACGAGGCCUUCCCUCUGCGCGUCGUCGACUCCGGCGCCAGCGACUUUGCCAUCAGCAACCGCUACAUGAAGGUCUGGUUCUCAGGCCUUAGCGGGCUCCUCAAGAGCGUCCGAAGGGUGGACGAGGAGCAGGAGCAGCGGGUGGACAUGGAGUUCCUCGUCUACGGCACCCGCACGUCCAAGGACAAGAGCGGAGCCUACCUCUUCCUGCCUGACGGCGAGGCCCAGCCGUACGUGCCCAAGGACCCCCCCGUGCUGCGCGUCACGGAAGGCCCCUUCUUCUCCGAGGUGGCGGCCUACUACGAGCACGUGCACCAGGUGGUGCGGCUGUACAACCUGCCAGGCGUGGAGGGGCUGUCCCUGGAGCUGUCGUCGCUGGUGGACAUCCGGGACUACGUCAACAAGGAGCUGGCCCUGCGUCUCCGCACGGACAUCAGCAGCCAGGGCGCCUUCUUCACGGACCUCAACGGCUUCCAGGUGCAGCCCCGGCGGUACCUGAAGAAGCUGCCCCUGCAGGCCAACUUCUACCCCAUGCCGGUCAUGGCCUACAUCCAGGACGCCCAGAGCCGCCUCACGCUGCACACGGCCCAGGCCCUGGGCGUCUCCAGCCUCCGCGAUGGCCAGCUGGAGGUGAUCCUGGACCGGCGGCUAAUGCAGGACGACAACCGUGGCCUGGGCCAAGGGCUCAAGGACAACAAGAGGACCCGCAACUGCUUCCGCCUCCUGCUGGAGCGGCGCACCCUGGGCAGCGAGGUCCCAGACGGCCACUCCUCCAGCUACCCGUCCCUCCUCAGCCACCUGACCUCUGUGUCCCUGAACGCCCCGGUGCUCGCCCUGCCCGUGGCCAAGAGGCAGCGCCCCGCCCCCAGCCUGCACUCCUUCCACCCCCUGGCCGCCUCCCUGCCCUGCGACUUCCAUCUGCUCAACCUGCGCACGCUGCACGCUGAGGACGAUGCCCUGCCCUCGGCAGAAGCCGCGCUCAUCCUACACCGCAAAGGCUUUGACUGUGGCCUCGAGGCCAAGAACCUGGGCUUCAACUGCACCACGAGCCAAGGCAAGGUGGCCCUGGGCAGCCUCUUCCACGGCCUGGACGUGGGCUUCCUGCAGCCGACGUCCUUGACGCUGCUGUACCCGCUGGCCGCGCCCUCCAACGGCACUGACAUCUACUUGGAGCCCAUGGAGGUCGCCACCUUCCGCCUCCGCCUGGGCUAGGGCCUCCCGCGGCCCGGAGAGCGAGCCCGUCCACAGAGACUGCCUCCCACACAAGGCUGGCCGGACGAGCCACGAGCCACGCAGGGCGUCUUCUGUGCCGAUCUACCUCUCAGAACCCCGACAGACUGGGCGAGGCCCUGGUUUCCUGGCUGUGGCUGCUUCUGUGUGCGGGGGCUGCCCUCGGCCCGGUGUUGGGGAGCCAGGGCCCACGCUGGCGAGAUCAGGGAGACCCGGCCCUCGGUCGGGGCGGGCAGGGCUGGCCUCGGCUCGGGGUGCGAGUGGCCGCCCCGUUGGGCACAGGCCCAAGCACCCAGUCUUUUCCCAGAGUGGGAUGGCGGAGAAGCAGGAGGGGUAGGGGAGGCCCAGGGGGUAAUGGCCGGCCUUAGGGUUGGCUGGUGACCGGGGGUCCCGGGGUCGUGUAGGGACUGAGCCGGCAGCGGGGGGGAGGAGGCAUCACGGCUGUGGGAGCAGCCCGCCCUGGCUAGGGGCUGCAGUGCGGCGGAAGGAGUCACUAGACGCUGUCGCGGCCAGAGGUCGCAGGACACUUCAGGUACAAAUCCCCCAUCUGGGGCUGGGCACUUGGUCUGUGUGUUGAUUUGGCGGAAGGUGGCGGGGCGUGGGGGGUCCUCCACCCCACUGACGCCUCUUCGGUUCCUGUACUGUGUACCCCACUGUGUCCCAGAGCUCCUUCCAAUCGUGGGGUGGGGGUGUGGUCUCUCCUUCCCUGGAGAGACAGCGGAGCCUUCAAGACCCCCUGUGUGCAGGCGACCUGAGAGGGCUGCAGGCGCCGCCCCUCCAGCCAGGUGGCGGGGCUCCAGCGUCCGUGCCCCCCCUUCCGGAGGGCUCUACUCCUGGCGCGGGCCCAGGGGUGUACGAGUCAUUUGCAGGCACCGUGGCUACUUUAUUUCAACUCUGAUUAACAGAGAAAAAUUCACAAUAGCCUCUACCGAUGCUGAAACGACAUUUGGCCAAAUUCACAAGCUACCCCUUCUUACAAGUUCAAGGUUAGAAAGAGACGUGCUAAUGUAGAUCAAGGUCUCUAUCAGAAACCCACAGGGAACGGCAUUGCUGGAGUCCAGAGCCGGCCGAGGCCCUACUGGUAUGAGGGAAGUCCCGGCACAGCCGACCCCCGCGGUGUGGCUGGUGAGGGCGAUGGAGACCAGGUACAAUUGUCAUUACGUGGGGACCACAGGAGGGCCAGCCCCUGAAGUCAACUGCAGACCUAGCAAGAGCAUUGAUUCCGUAAGCUGACCCCGCUGACACUAGCAGUUUCCUGUAUAGACUCUGGCUGUCUCCUAACAGCCCAUAAAUUCACCGUAUUCCAGUGAGAUUGGAUAUUUUUUGCAGUUUGACAAGUUCUAAAGUUCAUUGGGAAGAGUAAACGUGUGAGAAUACCCACUGUGAGUACUGAUGAGUCAGUCGGGGGUGGCUGUGCCUCGGGGGGGUGGCGGGCACUCGGCCUGCGGGGCUUCUCGAGGGGUGCUCCAGCGACCGUGACGAGUCCUGUGCGUGCGUGUGUCCUGGAGGGACAAGUGGGGCGGGCCAUGCACAGACCCAGCUGUCUGGGGGUUUAGGAUAAAAGCAGUAUUUACGGGGAAAAAGACGGAUUAUUUAGUAACUAGUACUUUAUCUAUGGAAGUUACCUCUUUGCUUCACAGUUUCCACAAGAAUUAGUUCCAGAGGG